AAACAAGGAAGGUAGACUUUGACCAUGAACUCUUUUUUUGUCCCCCAUCUCCUAUGGACUGUUGCACUCUGACUACUCAAAACAGAAAAAACAGGUGUGAGGAUACUAUACUGCAUAGUGCACACUGCAUAGUGCACAAGGCUGCUGAGAGGAGCUGCAGUACACUGUGACUAAUCGCCGCAUCAGCUAUUUCUGGCACGCAGGCAGCAGAGUUCACUGAAGCUGCACAAAGGUGGAACAUGAGUGCCUUCGUCACUCUCGCAACGGGCCAGAGGAUGCCCAUGGUGGGCCUUGGGACUUGGAAGAGUGCACCAGGACAGGUACAGGUGAAACAGGCGGUGCUGGCAGCAUUAGACUGUGGCUACACACACAUUGACUGUGCAGCGGCAUAUGGCAAUGAACAGGAGGUGGGCGAGGCUCUGGCCCUCAGGGUCGGUCCCGGGAAGGCGUUGCGUCGCGAUCAAGUUUUUCUGACGUCGAAACUGUGGAACACCAAACAUGACCCCUCAGAUGUUGAGGAAGCAUGCAAGACCACCCUGGACCACCUGGGUGUCUCCUAUCUAGACCUCUAUCUGAUGCACUGGCCUAUGGCCUUUCAACCAGGGAAGGAGCUGAUGCCUCGACGAGAAGAUGGGAGUGUGUGUUACUCCAAUACGCACUACAAAGACACAUGGGCCGCCAUGGAGGAACUCGUAGACCAAGGUCUGGUCAAGGCCAUUGGUCUGUCCAACUUUAACGCCAGACAGACCGAUAACAUCAUCAGCACAGCCAGGCACAAGCCCGUGGUCAACCAGGUGGAGUGUCAUCCAUAUUUGUCCCAAGUCGAUCUUCUGGCUCACUGCAGGUCAGUGGCCGUGUGUCUGACAGCCUACAGUCCUCUGGGCAGCGGGGAUCGCCCUUGGGCCUCCGCUGAUGAACCUUGUCUGCUGCAAGACCAUCGACUGGGAGAAAUAUCCAAGAGGUGCCAUAAAACACCUGCACAGAUCAUACUGCGGUGGCACAUUCAGAGGGGUGUUGUGUGCAUCCCCAAAAGUGUAACCCCCUCCAGGAUCCAGCAGAACCUGCAAGUGUUUGACUUCACCCUGUCUGAGCAGGACAUGAAGCUCAUUGACUCCUUCAGUUGCAGCAAGCGUUUCAUCGUACCAACAGUGGAGAGGGAUGGCAAGAGAGUUUGGAGAGAUGCUGCACAUCCUCAUUUUCCAUUUCAUGAUCUUUACUGAGGAUGAAUAAUCGUCUGGAUUAGAACCUGAUUGACUUCCCCAUGAGAAUCAUUCACCCUCAAAUCAUUUCAUCCUUAACUGAGCGUGCAUGUAAAAAAAAUAUUCUCUGUAUAUUCAACAUCUAACUUAGGUAAAUGCUUGUAAGUCAAUUAAAUGUUUACCUAGCAAUAAUAUGAAGUGUCACAUCAGUUUUCUUUCAUCAUCCAUCAAAAUAGCAGUGCGUUAACAGCGCCACUGUGUGGUCAGUAUUACAAUUACUCACGCACUUGUUUGGGUAAAUGUAAUAAUUUCAAAACAAAGCACUAUUAACACUUUGUGAGAUUUUAUUUUCAACAAUAACCUUGACAAAUUUGUAAUACAUUAUAUGCUACUGUUUUAUUAAAAAAAAAAAGUAAUUUAGCGAUGUUUCUUUCCCCAUUUUCUUAGGGUCAAGCAUAGAAUCCUGCCACUAAAUGUAUCAUCAUAUACUGAAAACGAGGCCACUCGAUAAAUCCCCCCCACCCCACUGGAAAAGCUCGGUAACUCACCUUCCAUUUGCAAAUAUUCCCUUGUCCCUUCCCACAACAAAGCCAGGGCAAACAACGUGGCUACAUGCUGUCUCCGAGGGAAAUCAUACAAAAAAAACAGGUACACAGGAAAGAAGCACAAAGUCCUAAAAAGGUGGAAUCUGGUGAGAAUUUGUACAGGUAUUAUCCCUGUGCUGACCACUGAGGGGCAGUGUGUGACUUAUCCAUAAAGGUCGUCGUCGUUAUCUUCAUUGAAAACAGGGCCGGUGCCGCUUCCUCCUGUGCCGUGGCUUGGACCGCUGCCGCCUGUUGUACUUGUGGGGAACCUGACAAAGAAGACACAUUUAAAAGGAUUCUUCACUGCGUUGCUCUGACCGUGCAGAACAGGAUAAAAAACUUACCUGAAGCUGCCGAAGCCACGGCUCUGCUGCAGCGUCUGUGCAAACAUCUCGUACUUGCGAAUGUCAUUGUCACUGACUGAGCGACGGGCAAAUCGCAUGGCCUCUUCGAAGUGGUCCUUCCUGAUCUCAGGCACAGGGUCAUCUUCUUCCACCUCCUGUGACGAGCAAAAAGUGUUAGGAAAAACUGAAGGUGAUGCCCAGGCAAAGCAAGGAGGAGGAGGUGACAGACUGACCAUAGCUGAGGGGUUGGUCUGCCUCUCCCUCUCUCUGCGGAUCUCGUUCUCGAUGCUCUCCCUGAUGGCCAGUUUACACGCCCGCUGGCAGAUCUCUGUGAGGUCAGCCCCAGAGAAGCCACUGGUCAUCUUGGCCAGGAAGUCAAGGUCCACAUCCUGGGUUGAAAUGAAGAAAAAGGUCAGAUGAAACGGGGUUGUGAUUUGUCCAUGUAUUUUUUUGUUUUUCUGCCAAAAUGUUGUCUUUAGGCCUGGGAUCAAACAGUCGACAAAAAUGAACGCAAUGAUUUUGCCAGCCUCAAUAUUAAGGUCUUGUUUGUUGUCCUCAUCUCUUGCCUCCAAACAGCCAACGACAGAGUGCACCGGGUUAAGCACCUGGCUGAGUUUGUUCCAUAGAAAAUAUAAAAUGGAGUGAGCGCUCUUGUCAUCUACUAUCUUUGUCUGUUUGGGAGGGCGGGGCCGCAAUCAUACACACACGCCGAGUCCAAGUCAGCCACAUAAUUCAAACAUUGUUCAACAUUGUUCAAAUGUACAAUAAGGCUGCACGAUUAAUUGACAUCAAAGUUUUAAUUAGCCUAACCACAAGAGGCUGAAGUUUUUUUUGUUUUUUUUCCUCCACCGCUUGAG
Entelurus aequoreus (snake pipefish) is the source of this 2984-nucleotide messenger RNA. It is a transcript of the gene akr1a1a, whose product is annotated as aldo-keto reductase family 1, member A1a (aldehyde reductase). The record is from RefSeq and is a predicted model, not a curated record. The coding region runs from base 240 to 1220 and encodes 326 amino acids. Gene Ontology annotation, molecular function: aldose reductase (NADPH) activity. Gene Ontology annotation, biological process: aldehyde catabolic process. Gene Ontology annotation, cellular component: cytosol. NCBI's taxonomy places the organism in Eukaryota, Metazoa, Chordata, Actinopteri, Syngnathiformes, Syngnathidae. The transcript is spliced from 10 exons.